GCGGAGUUCGUAGCUGAAUUCGCCACGUGCUUACGUUGUGUUUACGUUUUUCGCCACCCCGAAAGAAACGGAGCAAGUUAACACAGGAUAAACAAAAUGGCCAGACGACCAGAGCACUCGGCACCGCCGGAAAUAUUCUACAAUGACGAUGAGGCCAAGAAAUAUUCCACAAACUCCCGCAUAAUUGAAAUCCAAGUGGAGAUGGCAGAACGUGCCCUAGAACUGUUAGCUCUGCCUGAUGAUGAUGAGACCCGUUUGAUUCUGGACAUUGGAUGCGGCUCUGGACUUUCUGGCAGUGUCUUGGAGGACAGCGAUCACAUGUGGAUUGGCAUUGACAUAGCCAAAGCCAUGCUGGACAUCGCCCAGGAGCGUGAGGUGGGCGGAGAUGUUGUUCUAGGCGACAUGGGCGAGGGCAUGCCCUUUAGGCCGGGCACAUUCGAUGGUGCCAUUUCGAUAUCUGCCCUUCAAUGGCUAUGCAACGCCGACAAGUCCUAUCACAAUCCUCACAAGCGUCUGCUAAAAUUCUUCACUACGCUCUACUCCUGCCUGACACGUACAGCUCGUGCAGUGUUCCAGUUCUAUCCCGAAAACUCGGAUCAAGUUGAUAUGGUGACAUCACAGGCAAUGAAGGCCGGUUUCUAUGGCGGCUUGGUUGUGGAUUAUCCGAAUUCGGCUAGGGCCAAGAAAUAUUAUUUGGUCCUAAUGACUGGAGGAGCAGCCGAGUUACCCAAAGCCUUAGGCUCUGCUGAGGACGAGCGACGCGUUAAUUAUAUCAAGAAGCGCGACGCUUGCCGUGAUGCUCGUGGCAAAGCCCCAAAGAAAUCUCGUGACUGGAUCCUGGCCAAAAAGGAGCGCAGACGUCGCCAGGGACUGGAGACACGACCGGAUACCAAAUAUACCGCACGCAAGCGGAGUGGACGGUUUUGAUUUAAAUCGAUUGAUCUACUGUAUAUUCACAUCCUUGUUAAUAUCGUAAUUAAAACAAUUUUUACGCUUAAGCAACUAAAAGAA
Drosophila willistoni is the source of this 1011-nucleotide messenger RNA. Its product is annotated as probable 18S rRNA (guanine-N(7))-methyltransferase. The record is from RefSeq and is a predicted model, not a curated record. The coding region runs from base 97 to 927 and encodes 276 amino acids. Gene Ontology annotation, molecular function: rRNA (guanine) methyltransferase activity. Lineage: Eukaryota; Metazoa; Arthropoda; Insecta; Diptera; Drosophilidae. Gene Ontology annotation, biological process: rRNA (guanine-N7)-methylation. Gene Ontology annotation, cellular component: nucleolus. The transcript has 4 exons.